AUGGUUUACGGAUUUUACGAAGAAUGCUUGAGAAAGUACGGCUCAGCGAUGGUCUGGCGACAAUGCACUGAGAUAUUUGAUUAUCUAUGCCUUUCUGCCAUUAUCGACGGAAGGAUAUUUUGUGUUCAUGGAGGCCUAUCACCUACAAUUACAACAUUGGAUCAAAUCCGUACCAUUGAUCGUAAACAGGAAGUCCCACAUGAUGGUCCAAUGUGCGAUCUUUUAUGGUCAGAUCCAGAAGAGACUGCUGGUUGGGGAGUUAGCCCUAGAGGUGCCGGCUAUUUAUUUGGUUCUGACGUUGUAGCUAAUUUUAACCAAUUGAAUCGGAUCGAUUUCAUUUGUCGUGCACAUCAAUUAGUUAUGGAAGGUUAUCGUUGGCAUUUUCAUGAAAGUGUUCUUACUGUAUGGUCUGCUCCAAAUUAUUGUUAUCGUUGUGGUAAUGUUGCCGCUAUUUUACGUUUAAAUGAAAGAUUAGACAAGGAAUUUUCCAUAUUUGAAGCCGCACCACAGGAUGUCCGGAGUAUACCAGCUCGUCGACCAAUACCAGACUAUUUCCUUUAA
Schistosoma bovis is the source of this 561-nucleotide messenger RNA. NCBI's taxonomy places the organism in Eukaryota, Metazoa, Platyhelminthes, Trematoda, Strigeidida, Schistosomatidae. The record is from the annotation of a GenBank genome assembly.